AUGCAAGGACUGGACAACAGCACCUUCCAGUCUAACAUCCCAGUGUCGGCUGACAUCACAGUGGGCAUAUUUUACUCCCUUUUUGGUGUUUGUUCGCUCUGUGGAAACAGUAUGCUGCUGUAUGUGUCCUACAAGAAGAAGCACCUCUUAAAACCAGCCGAAUUCUUCAUUGUUAACCUGGCCAUCAGUGACCUGGGCAUGACCUUCAGCCUCUACCCCCUCGCAGUCACCUCAAGCCUCGCACACAGAUGGCUUUAUGGAAGGACAGUAUGUGUGAUUUAUGCAUUCUGUGGUGUUUUGUUCGGGAUCUGCUCUCUGACCACUCUCACUAUACUGAGCACUGUUUGCUGCCUCAAAGUCUGCUAUCCACUUCACGGUAAUAGGUUCACUUAUGAGCGCGGUCGUGUGUUAAUAGCAUGCGCGUGGGCCUACGCACUCGUGUUCGCAUGCUCCCCCCUCACCCACUGGGGGCAGUACGCUCCUGAACCCUAUGGCACAGCUUGCUGUAUUGACUGGGCCUGGUCCAAUCACGACUCAGUUGCUCGCUCCUACACCUCUGUGCUCUUCAUUGCCUGUUACCUGCUGCCGUGUGGCAUCAUCAUCGUCUCAUACACACGCAUACUGCUCACGGUCCGAGAGUCCCGCAGAGCGGUGGAGAAACACAUCUCAGUGCAGACGCGCAUGGGAAACAUCCAGGCCAUCAUUGUGAAGCUGAGUGUGGCGGUGUGUAUAGGAUUCUUCACUGCAUGGAGUCCAUAUGCAUUAGUGUCUAUGUGGGCGGCAUUUGGCCAUUUUGAGGACAUCCCGCCCCUGGCAUUUGCCAUCCCUGCAGUUUUUGCCAAGUCCUCCACCCUUUAUAACCCUCUCAUCUACCUCUUGCUCAAACCCAACUUCCGCCACCUCCUCUGCAAGGACAUGCGCUCCCUGCGAGGGGUUUGCAUGCAUCACUGCCUGUGCCAUUGUUUUCCCCGCUGGAGCUACCGCCCAUCACUAGCCCUCAGUCUGCGGCGUCCAGGCCAAUCCAUCUCAGAAUCAAUGGGGGGGCCUGUAGGUCUGUUUCGUUGCCCUUGUGAGAGUUGCAAUGACCCAUUUGAGCAGUUUAAGCACUACCCACGCCGCUGUCCCGUCAACGUGAACACUGUGCAGUUGUCUCUGCAGGACAGCACCGAACUCAAAUUGGAGCUGGAGCCAAAACGAAAACCUAGAGUGAUAAAAGAACACAAACCAAAGAGCCAAUCAAUUGAGUCUAAAAAGUCUGUGCGGGUGAUCGUGAGAGGGCAGAAAUGUUUUGAGAUUGACAGUCUGGAGAUCACCUUGGAAACAGUGUCUGCUCAUGGCAAAACUGCCAAAAAUGCCAAACUGUAA
Messenger RNA from Carassius carassius (crucian carp), 1365 nucleotides. It is a transcript of the gene opn7a, whose product is annotated as opsin 7, group member a. Bases 1 to 1365 code for a protein of 454 amino acids. Lineage: Eukaryota; Metazoa; Chordata; Actinopteri; Cypriniformes; Cyprinidae. Gene Ontology annotation, cellular component: membrane. The record is from RefSeq and is a predicted model, not a curated record. Gene Ontology annotation, molecular function: G protein-coupled receptor activity. The transcript is spliced from 5 exons. Gene Ontology annotation, biological process: G protein-coupled receptor signaling pathway; visual perception.